UUUUAUUUUCUUAACCUUUUUAAUUAUGUAAAGCUCUUCUAAAUUUUAGUGUAACAAACUACUUUUUUUAUUAAAAACAAAACACAAAUUGUGAAUAGAGGAAAGAUAAAAAAGUUGGAGCAGAUAAUUUAAUUUCUACAGAUUAAAUAACAAUAGCAAGGCCAGCAAUAUCAGUAGAUUUCCAAACGCACUCAACACAGGCAACGUAAGUUUCAACAAAAACAUGCAGGCCCACCAUGCCAUGGCCGAUUUUCGCUGCCGCAGCACCUGCACCCACAAGGAAUGCCAGCGUCAUGCGCACCUCGGCAUUGUCGAUGAACAUGAACAAUGCAAAUGUCUCGGCGAGGUAAAUGCCUCAUCCAUCUUCUUAGAGAACGUCUUGGACUUGGCCAACACGCUAGCGCAAAUUAUGAUCAUCUGCGGCAUACACGAAUGCAAGGCUAAGUCUACAGUCGAUGUGACCACCUACGCUUUUCUACACUACGAUCAGGUUUGCUACUGCAUUGAUACCACGCCCAAGAAGCGAAUACGCAAAGAGGAUCUCUUUCAUGAGCUUGGCAAGCGCUGCUUAAUGAAUCGUGUCGAGGCUCAUCUCGCCUACACGAUUAUUAAGCGCGGCUUCAAGGCUUUCUAUUACAAACCAAGCGACGAUCAACUAGCCAAUGACGGCCGACCCACCUUCUCUGAAGAAUGCGUUUAUGUGCAUGCGGCGCGCAAGACGGCCGAAAGUUAUGCGCGCUACGAUGGAUUGUCGUGUGAGGAGGAACGCGGUUUUGAGGCGAAAAUCAAAGUGGCCUACAAAAAGUUCUACGAUCGCAUGCAGACACGUAGAACCCAACCGGAGGGCGAGGAUUGCAAUUGUUGCUUUUGCGCUAAAAAGCGUGGCCAUCUCAUCUAUGGCAAGCAGCCACCGCGUGAUACACCUAAAAAGAAGGAAGCGCAUCGCUGCCCGUAUUGCUGCCAGAAGAAGAAGAAGAGGUUCAUACAUCCUGGACGCGCAGGUGCGAAAUGUCCGAAAUGUCAUCGCGCGAUGCGUUAUUGUAUUUGUCCGAGGUAUGAGUUUAACUUGGAUUGGGUUAAAAGUAUUUGGGUGCGACCAGAUAUGGAUCUGUACUAUAAAGAGACAAUUGAAGAGCGACCGUUAGCAAAGAGCGGUUGCGAACCAGAAGAACCAGAUCCAGAGAUCAAAGGAUGUGAUUCGCAAGAGGUGAUUAAAGAAGAAGUGGAAGAAGAAGAAGGAGAACGGGGAAAUGCUAGCCCAGGUGAGGUGCCUACUGCUGCACCGAAGGAUAUCGAUAUGGUCGAAGACGAAAGGGAUGACGGUGAAUAGAAGACGCGAUGGAGGGAUGUAAAAGGAAAAUAAGCAGAUACAGACAAUUCCUAAGUGCUAAGCGUUAAGCUGGAAAUGGCAAGUCUGGCAGUUAGAAAACUGGAUAGACUGAUUGAAUGAUAAGAAGAGGAUAAGACAGUAAAAGCUUGAAUAGUGCGCUUUUGAAAUACGAAACUUUAAUAUUACAAUAAAAAAGGAAAAAUCAAUUUU
This is a messenger RNA of Anastrepha ludens (Mexican fruit fly), 1540 nucleotides long. RefSeq lists its product as uncharacterized. Lineage: Eukaryota; Metazoa; Arthropoda; Insecta; Diptera; Tephritidae. The record is from RefSeq and is a predicted model, not a curated record. Bases 224 to 1330 code for a protein of 368 amino acids. The transcript has 2 exons.